Messenger RNA from Hirsutella rhossiliensis, 1320 nucleotides. Its product is annotated as major facilitator superfamily domain-containing protein. Gene Ontology annotation, biological process: transmembrane transport. The coding region runs from base 1 to 1320 and encodes 439 amino acids. Lineage: Eukaryota; Fungi; Ascomycota; Sordariomycetes; Hypocreales; Ophiocordycipitaceae. Gene Ontology annotation, cellular component: fungal-type vacuole membrane. The transcript has 4 exons. Gene Ontology annotation, molecular function: transmembrane transporter activity. The record is from RefSeq and is a predicted model, not a curated record.
AUGGCCGCCGCCGCCGAAAACGAAAAGUCGGACGUCGAGGCACCCGCCGUCCGCCCGGGGCCCGGAGACGAGAGCGGCACGGCCACGCUACCCAAGGACGACGACGACAACGACGCCGUCGACGGGUGGCGUGGCUGGGUCGUCGUUGCCGCAUCUUCGUGCUCCGUCUUCUGCUACAUGGGCGUCAUCUACUCGUGGGGCAUCCUGCAGGCCGAGAUUGCCCAGCAGACGACACUGUCCCUGACGUCGCUGACCUUUGUCGGCUCCCUUGCCACUUCUUUCUUGGCCUCCAUCAGCAUCCUCGUCGGCAAGGCUAUCCGCCGCUAUGGCUAUGGCAAGACAGCCUUUGCCGGCGCCUUUCUCCUCGGCUUGGGCGAGUUUCUGUCCAGCUGGGUUGUCGACCGGCUCGGCGCCCUCGUUGUCACGCACGGCAUCCUCUUUGGCGUCGGCGGAGGCCUGACCAUCCUGCCGUGCACGACCGCGUCGCUCAAGUGGUUCCGCAAACACCAGGGCCUGGCCGUUGGCGUCGUCUUUGGCGGCAGCAGUCUCGGGGCUGCCGUCAUGGGCGUCGCCACCCACCAGCUUGUCCGCCAGGUCGGCAUUCCGUGGACCUUUCGCAUCUUGGGCUUCCUGCUGUGGGCCGUCUGUCUUCCAGCCGCCUGCUGCAUCGGCCAGGCAUCUUCGACCAGAGACUCGAUUCCGCGCAUCCAAUGGUACCGAUGGAAGGAUCCCGAGUUCCACCUCUUGUUUGUCGGUUCGGCCAUAGCCUGCUUCCCGCUCUUCAUCCCGCCCUACUUCAUCCCCGUCUUUGCCCGGUCCAUCAGCCAGUCCAGCUCCACCGGCAUCAUUGCCCUGACCAUCUGGAACAUCUCGUCAACCGUCGGCCGCAUAUUUGCUGGCUUCACCGCAGACUCCUUUCUCGGCCCCAUCAACAGCAUGAUCAUCGCCAUCCUCUUCUGCAGCGUCAGCGCACUGGCCAUCUGGCCCUUUGCGUCCAACAUGGGCAUCCUCUCCCUGUUCUCCGUCAUCAGUGGCAUCGGAUGCGGCUCAUUCUUCAGCCUGUUUCCCACCGUCAUCAGUUCCGUGUUUGGGCGGCAAAACGCAAUGGGCGUGCUGCCCAUGUUGUGGGCUGGUUGGUUUUUCGGGUAUUUCUUUGGCACGCCCAUAGCUUCGCGCCUGUACGCAUUGGCAGGAACCGAGGCCGAUACAACCGAGUAUCGGCCAGCGGCAUAUUACGCCGGGGCCAUGUCCCUGAUUGGCCUCUUCUUCAUGAUUGCUCUCCGGCUGAGGCGCACCAAGGAGCUUUUCAUCCGUGUGUGA